CUCUGAGCUGCCAGAGACUGAGUUGAAACAGAACAGCAGAAAGCCUCUAGUCUAGCGAAUGAUGGAGCCAGGAGUGACAGCUGCCCAGCAAAUAAGGCAAGUGCUGAUCUUUCUUGCUUUUCUGGGAGGGCCUUCGGUUCUUUCUGAGACCUGGAACUAUUCUGUGGCAGAAGAAAUGGAGACUGGCUCCUCUAUAGCCAAUAUAAUUAAAGAUAUGGGUGUGGGUGACCUGACUGCACGGGGUGCCAGAGUUAUAUUUGAUGACUAUCAGCCUUAUUUGCGGUUAGAACUUGAGACUGGCAACUUGCUCUUGAACAAAAAACUGGACAGGGAGGAACUUUGUGGCACAAGGGAACCCUGUAUAUUGCAUUUCCAGGUGUUACUGGAAAAUCCUCUGCAAUUUUUUCAGGCUGAGCUUUUGGUUGAAGACAUAAAUGACCAUCCUCCCACAUUCCUAGAGAAACUCAUAUUUCUAAAUAUCUCAGAAGGUGCUACUCCAGGGACCUCAUUCCAAAUGGAUAAUGCUCAGGACUUAGAUGUAGGAAUUAAUGGGGUCCAAAACUAUACAAUAAGCCCCAACCCCUAUUUCUACCUUAAGUUAAAAGAUGGUGGUAAAGGAAGGAAAUACCCAGAGUUGGUACUGGAUGGACCUCUGGACAGAGAAAGGGAGCCUUCAGUUAGCUUGAUACUAACAGCCACAGAUGGUGGGUCCCUGCCCAGGUCAGCAACUGCACUGAUUCAAGUUGUGGUUGUAGAUGUCAAUGACAAUGCUCCUAAGUUUGAAAGAACGCUGUAUGAGGUUCAAGUUCCAGAGAACAGCCCUGUGGACUCGCUGGUGAUCAAGGUGUCUGCUACAGAUUUGGACACAGGGAUGAAUGGAGAAAUAUCAUACUCAUUUUCUCAUGUCUCUAGAGAUGUACGGAAAACAUUCAAAAUCCAUCCAACUUCUGGUGAAGUCCAUUUGAAAGCACCCCUAGAUUUUGAGGUAAUUCAGUCUUAUACAAUAAAUGUUCAAGACAAAGAUGGAGGGAGUCUCUCUGGAAAAUCAGCCAUUAUUGUUCAAGUUACAGAUGUGAAUGACAACCCACCAGAAAUAGUCUUUACCUCUGUUAUUAGUCCUAUCCCAGAAAACGGCUUGUCGGAAAUGGUGGUUGCUGUUUUCAGUGUACGAGACCAAGACUCAGGAGACAACAGCAGAAUGAUGUGCUCAAUUCCAGACAACCUUCCUUUUCUCUUGAAACCCACUUUCAAAAAUUUCUACACUCUAGUAACAGAGAGUUCACUGGACAGAGAGAGCAGAGCUGAGUACAACAUCACCAUCACAGUCACCGACCUGGGCACACCCAGGCUCACAACCCAGCACACCAUAACAGUGCAGGUCUCAGACGUCAACGACAACGCCCCCGCCUUCACACAAACCUCCUACACCCUGUUUGUCCAGGAGAACAACAGCCCCGCCCUGCACAUAGGCACCAUCAGCGCCACAGACUCAGACUCAGGCUCCAAUGCCCACAUCACCUACUCGCUGCUGCCCACCCACGACCCGCAGCUGGCCCUCUCCUCGCUCAUCUCCAUCAAUGCAGACAAUGGGCAGCUGUUCGCGCUCAGGGCGCUGGACUAUGAGGCCCUGCAGACCUUCGAGUUCCGCGUGGGCGCCACAGAUCAAGGCUUGCCCGCGCUCAGCAGCCAGGCUCUGGUGCGCGUGCUCGUGCUGGAUGCCAAUGACAAUGAUCCCUUCGUGCUCUACCCGACGCAGAACGCGUCUGCUCCCUGUACAGAGCUGCUGCCCAGGGCGGCAGAGCCAGGCUACCUGGUCACCAAGGUGGUGGCAGUGGACCGCGACUCUGGCCAGAAUGCCUGGCUGUCCUUCCAGCUGCUCAAGGCCACGGAGCCUGGGCUGUUCACCGUGUGGGCUCACAAUGGCGAGGUGCGCACCUCCAGGCUGCUGAGUGAGCGCGAUGCUCCCAAGCACAGGCUGCUGCUGCUGGUCAAGGACAAUGGCGACCCUCCUAGGUCUGCCAGUGUCACUCUGCAUGUGCUGGUGGUGGAUGGCUUCUCUCAGCCCUACCUGCCUCUGCCCGAGGUGGGACAGGAACCUGCACAAGACGAGGAUGCACUUACGCUGUACCUGGUCAUCGCCUUGGCAUCUGUGUCUUCGCUUUUCUUUUUGUCUGUGCUGCUGUUUGUGGGGGUGAGGCUGUGCAGGAGGGCUAGGGCGGCCUCUUUGGGUGGCUGCUCUGUGCCUGAGGCACACUUUCCUGGCCACCUGAUGGACUUCAGUGGCAGGGAAACCUUGUCCCAGAGCUACCAGUAUGAGGUGUGUCUGACUGGAGUAUCAGAUACCAAAGAUUUUCAGUUCCUAAAGCCUGUGUCUCCCGACCAUCAGGUUGUGACUUGCGUGGAGGAGAAUUCCACCUCUAUGAAUGGUUUUGGAUACAAUUAA
Molecule: messenger RNA, 2443 nt
Organism: Cricetulus griseus (Chinese hamster)
Lineage: Eukaryota; Metazoa; Chordata; Mammalia; Rodentia; Cricetidae
Source: RefSeq, a predicted model, not a curated record